This is a messenger RNA of Gopherus evgoodei (Goodes thornscrub tortoise), 1174 nucleotides long. Its product is annotated as ras-related protein Rab-3C-like. Gene Ontology annotation, biological process: protein secretion; regulation of exocytosis; protein localization to plasma membrane. Bases 58 to 393 code for a protein of 111 amino acids. The record is from RefSeq and is a predicted model, not a curated record. The transcript is spliced from 5 exons. Gene Ontology annotation, molecular function: GTPase activity; GTP binding. NCBI's taxonomy places the organism in Eukaryota, Metazoa, Chordata, Testudines, Testudinidae. Gene Ontology annotation, cellular component: endosome; synaptic vesicle; plasma membrane.
CUCAGAAUUUGACCUCCUGCCCUGAUAGCAUCUGAGCCACCAUGGUAACCCGAGGUGAUGUGUACCUAUUGGAUGACCUCCGCCAACAACACCCGGCAGGCCCAGAAAGAUGCUGCCGACCAGAACUUCGACUACAUGUUCAAGCUGUUGAUCAUCGGGAACAGCAGCGUGGGGAAGAUGUCCUUCCUGUUCCGCUACGCUGAUGACUCCUUCACCUCGGCCAUCGUCAGCACUGUGGGCAUCGACUUCAAGGUCAAGACGGUCUAUAGGAACGAGAAAAGGGUCAAGCUGCAGAUCUGGGUGAGCGCCAGGAAGGGGAGCACACCGCAGGGCAGGAGAGAUACCGGACGAUCACGACGGCAUAUUACCGAGGAGCUAUGGGAUUUCUGUUGAUGUACGACUUCGCCAACCAGGAUUCCUUCAACACCGUGCAGAACUGGUCCUAGCGCAAUGGGAUCCUGGUCUGUGACUGGGAUUAUGAGGCAGUUCUGCAAUACAAAUAAUCACAUGCUGAUCUACAGAAAUACUUUUGUACCCUGGCCAUCCCCACUGGCUUAAGAGAUUAGUCACUAAAAAUGAAAAUAUGUGAACUUGACAUCUGCAGUUUAACUCAGUCCCCUCUUCUCCUGCACUGAGUGUUCUUUCUACUCAGUACAUGCUGUCUGAACACACAGCACAACCGUGAUGGAUGGUGACAAAAAGCCUGGAGACUUUUUUCCCAUUUGAUGGGUCUUGUGAUGUCCUGGGUCAUGUAUAUGGACCUGGAGAAGAAAGAGGAGGUGACAUUCAUUUGGAUGAAGAGGAAUUUUGGACAAUGGAUUAUGUCUGGAAAAGCAGGAGUUCUGUUUCACUGAUCAGCUCUCCUCCCGAAGUGCAGUGAAGCAACAAGCAUUAGCUUUAGGCUCUUAUGGCAACUUUUUAUACAAUGGAUUUCGUUGCAUAUGUUCCUCUUGCUCAUGCCACCAUGGAAAUAGGUAACACAUGGUUACAAGCCAAGUAUGAUUAAAAAAAAAAAAGGAUUGCCUCAGGUUAGGCUGUUGAGUUCAUAUCUAGGUCCCCAAAUAAAUGGCUUGACUUAUACCAGCACUGAGUAACAACAACACCACCACCAAAAGAGUCUCAGCUUACUGUAAGCACUGAUUUAGCUGAGUUCUCUAUCAAUCUUGGCAUUAAA